Molecule: messenger RNA, 1620 nt
Organism: Astrephomene gubernaculifera
Lineage: Eukaryota; Viridiplantae; Chlorophyta; Chlorophyceae; Chlamydomonadales; Astrephomenaceae
Source: the annotation of a GenBank genome assembly
ACUUUACUGACAGACCUUAACGAAGCCUUGCUUGUGUGAGUGUCCUUCAUCUUUGAGUAUUUCCUUUCACAAAAUGGCCGUAGACGCCGCCGGGGAAUGGGUCCCCGCACAGUACCCAAAAGAUAUGGAUAACGUAGACCUGCGCCGACUAGUUGGUGUGCAGCCUAAAGGGUUCAAGGAGCGGACGGCCGGUAAACGGAAGCGGGAUGCAGAGGAGCAGGUGGACGACGAGCAGGUGGCGGCCAUGCAAGAAGACGAACAGCAGGAGUUGAAGCAGCCCGAGAAGCGCCAAAAAGCCGACGAAACAACUUUCAGGCCGGUAUCCGGGAGGACAUGGAAACUGCCUGGGCAACGAGCCAGCACCGUAAUGAAGCCAUCGACGUCCGGCAAGAAGAGCUGGAAUCAGCGCAUGGCAGAUAAGGCGGCUCGGAAAAACCUCCAGGAACUGAAGGGCGAGGCUGUCGCUGCAGCAAAGGCAAAACGCAAGGCUGCGGCGGACCAGCGGAAGGCGGCCAAGGAGCGCAAGGCAGCCAACCAACAGAAGAGUGCCGUGGUGCAGAAGAUUACCAACACUGCUACGGUUAAAAAGAUGAUGAAGGACAAGAAGCAGCGCAAGCUCCUGCGGACAGCGGACACAAACUAAGUGCUGCCUUGGUGCGGAUUUGUUCCGUGCAGCUGAGACUGCAGACUGCACGCAUGAAGUCUUUGGAUUUCAAAGCGGUGGCUGGCGUGCGGAGCUCGCCAAGGAGUGCACUAACAAUGAACGACAUGCUUGUACGAAUGGAAGCAUAUUAUGGUUACGAAACGCUUUGCAUGGCGUUCACAGCUGGGAUGAACAGCCGUGGACGCAAAACCUUGUUACUGAACUCAAUCCCGGGCCUUCAGGGUGUGCUAGCGGGUAGGUUACUUUGGGCUGUAGCAUGGGCAUGUGGUUUUAAAAGUGUACCUGAGCACUGGUUAUGACCGGUACUUGAAUACGAAUAGCGUUAACAGCUACUGUCAUUAACAAUGCAGCAUGGCGGUGUGGUUAUCUUGACUUCGUCGUUUUGGCGGGCGCUAGGGCUUGACUUGUUAUUGUAACUUGUGGUAUUGUACGGAGGGGUUGCGCGUACUCUUUUCAGUCAUCGCAAGUUAUGACAGGGUUGGCCUUUGCGCUCCUGUUGCCAACAUUAUGUACUAGGUACAUUAUGUACCUAGUCAUGUAAGGAGUGCCUGGCUGGCUGCACGACACGUAACCUUGUGGGUUUUGUAGGAAUUUGCCAUGGAAGGUACGUUGCAGCAGGGUUGGGUUGGACUGCAUACCGGUUGCCGUACUCCAGGGAGCAUGCGGGGCUCGAGGGCUGGGGACGUAGCUACCUUGGCCUCUUGUCCUGUAUCAGGGUGAGUGCAUGCACGGAUGCUGUGUGAGGGUUGCCGCACUGGUGCCCCUGACUCUACGUUUGCAGGAGUUAUACCAUCAUCGGUAACAUAGAUGUCUUUCUUCAAAUGGAAGGGUGGAGCUGCCACGGUGCGUGCCUAUAUCAACCGAGGUGUAGCUAAGCCGGGUCGUACCAGACGCGGCCUCUUGGACUGGUGGUAACGUCGCCAGUAUGCUUAUGGCUUUUAAGGUUCCCUUGAACG